AUGUUGAAGUUUUGGUUGAAACAAUUUUCACCGUUUCCCUUUCUUUUAUUAUUGCUACUUUCUCAUUCCUUUCGUGCGCUCUCCCAACAAAUACCAUUCUCUCUGUCAUCUGAUUUGAACGAAAAGAAAUACUUUACCUUAAAACAGGUUCUUCACCACGGUGGAAUCAUUAGUUCUGGAAAAACUUUAUUUCGUAAAUUAGAAAUUGAAAAGGAUGGGAAUUUGGUUUUCGAGGGAGACAGCCUUACUGGCAAUGGUCCAUCCGGUGAAUACGUUGUUAAUUUUCUUGGGGAACCACGAGAGAGCGGAUUUGGAGAAGAAAUCAUUGAAAGAAGAUUCCCGAUCCCUGAUCACAAAGAUUUAUAUUCAAUACUUAGUUUGGCUAAAAUGUCUUACAACGCAUAUCUUGGAAUUUCUGGCCCGUACGAAUGGAUAGAUUUAGAAGACGUGGAUUACGAAAAAAUUCCAUUCGGCUGGGAAGAAGUUGGACUAAGGGGUUACAUAUUCACUGAUCCUGGGAAUUCUACGGUGAUCAUCGCCUUCAAAGGAACCAGCUUGAAAUAUAUUUACAGAGAUGGUGAGACCGCACCCAAUGAUAAAUAUAAUGCAAGUUUACUAUGCAAUCGCAUCGACUUGACUUGGAAAGGAAUAUGCAAUUGUAAGAGGGACAAAUUGAGAUGCGAUGGCCAGUGUGUUUUAAGAGAAUCCAAGAGGCCAGAUAGCUAUUUUGAAAGUAGUUUGAAAAUAUAUAAUUGGGUAAAGAGUAAAUUCCCCAAUUCUACGAUUUUGCUAACUGGACACUCGUUAGGCGGUUCGAUUGCGUCCUUGGUUGCGCUAAAGUAUAACGUACCAGCAAUAGUAUUCCAAACGCCUGGCGAAAUGUUGUACGCGAAAAGGAUUGGGUUAGACGUUAACAAUUCCAGCGCCUCGAAUAUCUAUCAUUUUGGUCACACAGCUGACCCAAUAUUCACUGGGGAUUGCAUCGGAGUUUCCACCUGCUACGUUUGGGGGUUCGCGAUGGAAACAAAAUGCCAUUUGGGCAAAUCGUGCCCGUAUGACACAAGAAACCGGUUAGGUUGGAGUUCCAACAUAAAACACCAUUCAUUAUUAACAUUUAUCGAAAAAGUUAUAAAGGAAUGGUCGUCCAUUACGGGAGGCGAAGAAGAUGUCGCGCAAUGUCAAAGCGAGACGGGAUGCACUGAUUGCACUAACUGGCAAUUUGAAUAUUGA
Acaulospora morrowiae is the source of this 1230-nucleotide messenger RNA. The record is from the annotation of a GenBank genome assembly. NCBI's taxonomy places the organism in Eukaryota, Fungi, Glomeromycota, Glomeromycetes, Diversisporales, Acaulosporaceae.